AUGAGCCUUUCAUUCUGUGGUAACAACAUUUCUUCAUAUAAUAUCAGUCAUGGUGUAUUACAAAAUCCCUGCUUUGUGGAUGCCCUCAACCUGGUCCCUCAUGUCUUCCUGUUGUUUAUCACUUUUCCAAUAUUGUUUAUUGGGUGGGGAAGUCAAAGUUCGAAAGUACAAAUUCACCACAACACAUGGCUUCAUUUUCCUGGACAUAACCUGAGAUGGAUUCUUACAUUUGCUCUUCUCUUUGUGCAUGUUUGUGAAAUAGCAGAAGGCAUUGUUUCUGAUUCACGGCGGGAAUCACGGCAUCUCCACCUCUUCAUGCCAGCUGUGAUGGGAUUUGUCGCCACUACAACAUCAAUAGUAUAUUAUCAUAAUAUUGAAACAUCAAAUUUUCCUAAAUUGCUUUUAGCCCUAUUUCUGUAUUGGGUAAUGGCCUUUAUUACAAAAACUAUAAAAUUAGUCAAGUACUGGCAGUCUGGUUGGGGAGUAUCAGACUUGCGUUUCUGCAUCACUGGGAUGAUGGUCAUCUUGAAUGGACUCCUGAUGGCUGUGGAGAUCAAUGUAAUUCGGGUCAGAAGAUAUGUAUUCUUCAUGAAUCCUCAGAAAGUAAAGCCUCCUGAAGACCUCCAAGAUCUGGGUGUGAGAUUUCUUCAACCGUUUGUGAAUUUAUUGUCAAAAGCAACAUACUGGUGGAUGAACACACUUAUCAUAUCUGCUCAUAAAAAGCCUAUUGAUCUGAAGGCAAUUGGAAAAUUGCCAAUAGCAAUGAGGGCAGUAACAAAUUAUGUUUGCCUGAAAGAUGCAUAUGAAGAACAAAAGAAAAAAGUAGCAGAUCAUCCAAACCGGACUCCAUCUAUAUGGCUAGCAAUGUACAGAGCAUUUGGGCGACCAAUUCUGCUUAGUAGCACAUUCCGUUAUCUUGCAGAUUUACUGGGUUUUGCUGGACCUCUCUGUAUUUCUGGAAUAGUUCAGCGUGUGAAUGAAACCCAGAAUGGGACAAAUAACACAACAGGAAUUUCAGAAACCCUUUCAUCAAAGGAAUUUCUUGAAAAUGCUUAUGUACUAGCAGUUCUUCUUUUCUUGGCCCUUAUUCUGCAAAGGACAUUUUUGCAGGCUUCCUACUAUGUAACCAUAGAGACUGGCAUUAACCUCCGUGGAGCUCUGCUGGCCAUGAUAUACAAUAAAAUUCUUAGGCUGUCUACAUCUAAUUUAUCCAUGGGUGAGAUGACCCUGGGACAGAUCAAUAACUUGGUUGCCAUUGAAACCAAUCAACUCAUGUGGUUCUUGUUCCUGUGUCCCAAUCUAUGGGCAAUGCCUGUUCAGAUCAUAAUGGGAGUGAUUCUGCUCUAUAAUUUACUUGGAUCAAGCGCAUUGGUUGGGGCAGCUGUCAUUGUGCUUCUGGCACCCAUUCAGUACUUCAUCGCAACAAAAUUGGCAGAGGCUCAGAAGAGCACUCUUGAUUAUUCUACUGAGAGACUGAAGAAAACAAACGAAAUAUUGAAAGGCAUCAAACUUCUAAAGUUGUAUGCCUGGGAGCACAUCUUUUGUAAAAGUGUAGAAGAAACAAGAAUGAAAGAACUAUCCAGUCUCAAAACCUUUGCACUUUAUACAUCACUCUCCAUCUUCAUGAACGCAGCAAUCCCCAUAGCAGCUGUUCUUGCUACGUUUGUUACCCACGCGUAUGCUAGCGGGAACAAUCUAAAACCUGCAGAGGCCUUUGCUUCACUGUCUCUCUUUCAUAUCCUGGUCACCCCACUGUUCCUGCUCUCUACAGUGGUCAGAUUUGCAGUCAAAGCCAUCAUAAGUGUUCAAAAGCUGAAUGAGUUUCUCUUGAGUGAUGAGAUUGGUGAGGAUAGCUGGCGAACUGGUGAAGGUUCUCUCCCUUUUGAGUCCUGUAAGAAACACACUGCAGUGCAGCCGAAAACUAUAAACAGGAAGCAGCCUGGAAGAUAUCACCUGGACAGCUAUGAGCAAUCAACAAGGCGUCUACGUCCUGUAGAGACAGAGGACAUUGCAAUAAAGGUCACAAAUGGCUACUUUUCAUGGGGCAGUGGUUUAGCUACAUUAUCCAAUAUAGAUAUUCGAAUUCCAACAGGUCAGUUGACCAUGAUUGUGGGCCAAGUGGGCUGUGGGAAGUCUUCUCUUCUCCUUGCUAUCCUUGGUGAGAUGCAGACACUGGAAGGCAAAGUUCACUGGAGCAAUGUAAAUGAAUCUGAACCUUCUUUUGAAGCAACCAGAAGUAGGAACAGGUAUUCUGUGGCUUACGCAGCUCAAAAACCUUGGCUAUUAAAUGCUACAGUAGAAGAAAAUAUUACUUUUGGAAGUCCUUUCAACAAACAGAGGUACAAAGCAGUUACGGAUGCCUGUUCUCUUCAGCCAGAUAUUGACUUACUACCUUUUGGAGACCAAACUGAAAUUGGAGAGAGGGGCAUCAACCUGAGUGGGGGUCAGAGGCAAAGAAUCUGUGUGGCACGAGCUCUCUAUCAAAAUACCAACAUUGUCUUUUUGGAUGAUCCAUUCUCUGCCCUGGACAUUCACUUGAGUGAUCACUUAAUGCAGGAAGGGAUUUUGAAAUUUCUCCAAGAUGACAAAAGGACACUUGUUCUUGUAACUCACAAAUUACAGUAUCUAACACAUGCUGACUGGAUCAUAGCCAUGAAGGAUGGAAGUGUACUAAGAGAAGGGACUUUGAAGGACAUUCAAACCAAAGAUGUUGAGCUUUAUGAACACUGGAAAACACUUAUGAAUCGGCAAGAUCAAGAAUUAGAAAAGGAUAUGGAAGCGGACCAAACAACGUUGGAGAGGAAAACCCUCCGAAGAGCCAUGUAUUCGAGAGAGGCCAAAGCCCAAAUGGAGGAUGAAGAUGAAGAGGAAGAAGAGGAGGAAGAUGAGGAUGAUAAUAUGUCCACUGUAAUGAGGCUCAGGACUAAAAUGCCGUGGAAAACCUGCUGGCGGUACCUUACUUCUGGAGGAUUCUUCUUGCUCUUCCUGAUGAUUUUUUCUAAGCUUUUGAAACAUUCAGUCAUUGUGGCUAUAGACUACUGGCUGGCCACAUGGACUUCAGAGUACAGUAUAAAUAAUACUGGAAAAGCUGAUCAGACCUACUAUGUGGCCGGAUUUAGCAUACUUUGCGGAGCAGGUAUUUUCCUCUGCCUUGUGACAUCUCUCACUGUAGAAUGGAUGGGUCUCACAGCUGCCAAAAAUCUUCACCACAAUCUCCUCAAUAAGAUAAUUCUUGGACCAAUAAGAUUCUUUGAUACCACCCCCCUGGGACUGAUUCUCAAUCGCUUCUCAGCUGAUACAAAUAUCAUCGAUCAGCACAUCCCUCCAACUUUGGAAUCUCUAACUCGCUCAACACUGCUCUGCCUGUCUGCCAUUGGCAUGAUUUCUUAUGCUACCCCUGUGUUCCUGGUUGCUCUUGUGCCUCUUGGGGUCGCCUUUUAUUUUAUCCAGAAAUACUUUCGAGUGGCCUCCAAGGACCUCCAGGAACUUGAUGACAGUACCCAGCUCCCUCUGCUUUGCCACUUCUCAGAAACAGCUGAAGGACUCACCACCAUUCGGGCAUUUAGGCACGAAACCAGAUUUAAGCAACGUAUGCUGGAACUGACGGACACAAACAACAUUGCCUACUUAUUUCUCUCAGCAGCCAACAGAUGGCUAGAGGUCAGAACGGAUUAUUUGGGAGCUUGCAUUGUCCUCACUGCUUCCAUUGCAUCCAUCAGCGGGUCUUCCAAUUCUGGAUUGGUGGGCUUGGGUCUUCUGUAUGCACUUACGAUAACCAAUUAUUUGAAUUGGGUUGUGAGGAACUUGGCUGACCUGGAGGUCCAAAUGGGGGCAGUGAAGAAAGUGAACAGUUUCUUAACUAUGGAGUCUGAGAACUAUGAAGGCACCAUGGACCCUUCUCAAGUUCCAGAACAUUGGCCACAGGAAGGGGAGAUCAAGAUUCAUGAUCUGUGUGUCAGAUACGAAAAUAAUCUGAAACCUGUUCUUAAACAUGUCAAGGCUUACAUCAAACCUGGGCAAAAGGUGGGCAUAUGUGGCCGAACUGGCAGUGGGAAAUCAUCAUUAUCUCUGGCUUUCUUCAGAAUGGUUGAUAUAUUUGAUGGAAAGAUUGUCAUUGAUGGGAUAGACAUUUCAAAACUACCACUGCACACACUACGUUCUAGACUUUCAAUCAUUUUGCAGGAUCCAAUACUAUUCAGUGGUUCUAUUAGAUUUAAUUUAGAUCCAGAGUGUAAAUGCACAGAUGACAGACUCUGGGAAGCUCUAGAAAUUGCUCAGCUGAAGAAUAUGGUCAAAUCCCUGCCAGGAGGUCUAGAUGCAGUUGUCACUGAAGGUGGGGAGAACUUUAGCGUUGGACAGAGACAGCUGUUUUGCCUUGCCAGGGCCUUUGUCCGCAAAAGCAGCAUUCUCAUCAUGGACGAAGCAACAGCUUCCAUUGACAUGGCCACAGAAAACAUUUUGCAGAAAGUGGUAAUGACGGCUUUUGCAGACCGCACUGUUGUUACAAUAGCUCAUCGGGUUCACACUAUUCUGACGGCAGACCUAGUUAUUGUGAUGAAGCGAGGAAAUAUUUUAGAAUAUGACACUCCAGAAAGCCUCUUGGCUAGAGAAGAUGGAGUUUUUGCUUCUUUUGUCCGUGCAGACAUGUGA
Messenger RNA from Puma concolor (puma), 4650 nucleotides. It is a transcript of the gene ABCC9, whose product is annotated as ATP binding cassette subfamily C member 9. Gene Ontology annotation, cellular component: membrane. Gene Ontology annotation, molecular function: ABC-type transporter activity; ATP hydrolysis activity; sulfonylurea receptor activity. Lineage: Eukaryota; Metazoa; Chordata; Mammalia; Carnivora; Felidae. The record is from RefSeq and is a predicted model, not a curated record. Gene Ontology annotation, biological process: potassium ion transport; transmembrane transport.